Messenger RNA from Syngnathoides biaculeatus (alligator pipefish), 2557 nucleotides. RefSeq lists its product as uncharacterized. The transcript has 3 exons. The record is from RefSeq and is a predicted model, not a curated record. Lineage: Eukaryota; Metazoa; Chordata; Actinopteri; Syngnathiformes; Syngnathidae. The coding region runs from base 1 to 738 and encodes 245 amino acids.
AUGGCAGUGAACAUUCCACCUCCGAAGGAGAUGAAGAUGGCUGGCGAUUUGGCGAUCAUUUUAUUCGUGGCUGUCUGCCGCAAUUGUGAGUUACUUAGUAAUAAUGACAGCCCAUUUCUACUCCUACAGUGUGCAGUUACAUUUGCAGUUCAAUCUUACAAACAAAUUAGAUCUGACUCCAUUGUGUUUUUCAUUUGCUCUUCAGAUGUCCGUGAAAAUCUUCGAAAGCGGCACCAGUCAGUGUCCCGUCACAUCAAAGAGAAAGUGGAGGGUGAAGAGGUGGAACGCAUCAAGGAGGAGGAGGAAGAGCUUUUACACUCCAAAGAGGAAGAGCAAGAGGAAAUUAUCCAGGUUCCAUCCACUGGUGUCCAUUUGAAGAGUAAAGAUGAAGGUCAAAGUGAAGAGAGACGAGGGGCGGAGCUUCCAAGCUGGAACAGCUCAAGUGAUGGAGAGUGUAACAAUAGAGGAUUACAAACAGACGGUCAUGAUGAUGAUGAUGAACAAUCGGAAGAGCUACAUAAAGUCAACAUGAGUCUACGCUCAGGAAAGAACUAUCUGAAAGAUUAUGAGCAGCAGAAUGAAGCUGACACAGAAUCUAAUACAGACAUCGGUGGAGCCACAGAUCAACCACGCCCUGUAGUCCAGCCGUUGCCGGAAAGGCAGCAACUGUCGGUGAAACAGGAACCUUCACCUCCACACAGCACCAGGUCCAGGGCCCCCAGAAGGAGGUCGCUUUGAUCAUCACCAUCAUCAGGUUUUUCAGCUACAAAAGCCUACGCCAAAGCUCAAGCAGCUAAAGCCCAGCUUAUCUUUGCUGAAAAAGAGGCAACCAUGAUGAGACAGAGAGCAGACAUAGACAAGUGUGUUAAAGCAAAAGGCUGAUAUAGAUGCCAGUCUCCACAUUCUGAGAUGUAGAAAAACAAGCAGCAGCAGCUGAGGCUAAAGCUGCAGUCUAUGAAGAAGUGGCAAGUCAGACCGGGGUGUCAGACAUGGAACCCCCCAUUAAUUGAGCCCUUUAAUGCUGCACAGUGCACCAGGGAAUAUGUUGAACAAUAAGGUGAGCUACUCGGAUCCAUGAAAAGAAAUGACAAUGUAUUAGACAGGCAAGUCAUAAACCAACCUGUUGACCACACAACUGCAACUUCAGAUCUAGGUCCAACUAACACCACUUCAUUUCAUCCUUAAGCUCGCACUUUUCAACCCACCAACAACCACCAACCUGAACCAGUUGCAGCACAUCAUUUUGCAAAGUAUUUCAUUCACAAAGAACUAGUCAGCAUUUGUUUACUGCAUUUUGAUGACAAACCAAAAAACCUUUGGGCAUGGAAAACCUCAUUCACUAGAGCAACUAAAGACUUAACUCUAUCAGCUAGAGAGGAGCUAUAUUUAAUAAAGUGGUUUGGCCCAAAGUCUUCAGAACAGGCUAAAAGGAUUCGUGCUGUACGAACACUCUUAGUCCUGCUGCAGGGGCAAACAUGGUUUGGAAACGUCUCAAGGAAUGUUACGGCUCCUCACAGGCCAUUGAGGAUACACUUUUAAAAAGGAUAGGAGUGUUUCCAAGACAAACAAACAAAGGUAGUGACAAGUUAAGAGAACUUGUUGACAUCGUCUUAGAGUUACAGUGUGCUAAGUCAGAUGGUGCAUUUCCAGGGCUUGCAUACCUGGACACAGCUCAAUGAGUGAGACCAAUAGUUGUAAAACUUCCCUUGAACCUGCAGGAAAGAUGGAAAGGAAGAUGGACAAUGGUAGGAUUGCAAUACAAAGAGACUUAUAGUGUGUCGUUUCCCCCCUGUCCUGUUUUUGUGCAGUUUGUUCAGCAACAGGCGAAAAUGAGAAAUGAUCCAACCUUUAAUUUAUCCAGCUGUAACAGUCAAGCGUCCACUCACAGAAAAGUCCAAAUCACACAAUCGCAAAGCUACUGUGUCAGUACACAGAACAGAGAUUUCAGAGAAAAAACAAGAUGGUUCAGAGGAAAAGAAAAUAGAAGAACCAUAUUGACAGUGCCCGAUUCAUAAAAAGCCACACCCUUUUAAAAAAUAUAAGUAAUUUGGAGACAAAACCAAUUGAGGAGUAUCGACCCUUUCUCAAAGAGAAAGAAAAAGAGCUGUUAUAGAUCUUGUGGUUCACUGCAGCAUUUUGCAAAAAAUUGUAAGGCGCCAAUCAAGUGUGCUAAGUGUGACAGUCCCCAGCAUAUGUCAGUGCUUCAUCCAGGUUCAGUUCCCGUCCCAAAAUGCGACGCCUCAAAGAGAGCAGUCACUGAGGAGAAAACAGCAGUGCUCUCCAAGUGCAUAGAGGUAUGUGGUCAGAGUGAAAGCCCAGGCUCUUGUUCUAAGAUCGGUUUAGUGGAAGCUUAUCCAGAAGGCCAAAAAGACAAAGCAUUAAAAAUGUACACAGUGAUUAACGAAGUCCCUAGCUAAGACAGAGUUCUUCGACUUGAUGGAAAUCAACACCUCACCCACCCUGUAAACUCUCAAUUUCUCAGUUUAGGAAUCUGUUGGAACUGAAGUGUGUCUUCUGCUCAUAUUUAGUCAUGACUGUAUAACUCAUGUUUGAAGCA